UCCUAAAUGACUCGGUCCUCCCUAUGCUAGUGCGCUUGACAUGGCUUUUAAAACAGAGGCUUAUGUACCCUAUUUAGUGCACUUUGUGUGUGAUGAGGAGUGUUUUCGGAUUUAGCCUGCAGGUCUUAGUGGCUGGCUGGAACCCACAUGAAUAACCUUUAAGGUAUUAAUGAGGUUAUUAACGAUAAAAACAGGUGAUGUGAUAAAGUUGAAUAAAUGCCGAAUGUUAAUAUUCAAACGCUUGGGAAGCGAUUAAACUUAGGACAGGUUUUAUAACGUGUAUGUUAUACAUGUUUGUAUCCAGGUAGGUAGCAGGCUCGAGUCCCAUGCGUGCUUGUAAAUAUUAGUGCGUUUCAUUCCGGAAGUGUCCAGCCAUGUCCGCUUCUAAAGUUCUGUUUCUGAGUCUGUUAAAGCACAGAGUUCCUUUAAAGCUGUGGUGGAGGAAUGUCACCACCUGGUCACCUGUUGGAGCUGCUUUCAAUGCCAAAGCUGUCAGAAGACUGGACCUGUUUCAACAAAAUGUGGGUUUGUUUGGCGUUCCUGAGCUGAGCUGCACAGAGGGAUUUGAACUGAUCCAGGAGAAAGCGCUUCAGGAGACACAGCGCCUUGUGGAGAAAGCUUGCAGCACACCACCCAGCCGUGCGACUGUGGAGACGUUCGAUAAACUCUCGGACAGUUUAUGCAGAGUGGCUGAUCUGGCAGACUUUAUCAAAGUGGCCCAUCCUGAUCCGCUCUACAGAGAAGCAGCAGAGAAAACCUGCAUACAGAUCGGUACCACAGUGGAGAAGCUGAACACAAAUGUUGAGUUGUGUAAGAGUUUAAAGAACCUGUUGGAUAAUGAAGAGGUGAUGGCUAAACUGGAUCCAGAAACAAGGAGAGUAGCCGAGCUGUUCAUGUUUGACUUUGAGAUAAGCGGGAUUCACCUGGAUGAGAAACAGAGGAAGGAAGCAGUCAAGUUGAAUGUUCAGCUGUUGGAUCUCAAUAAUCAGUUUCUUAUGGGCUGCUACAUGCCAAACCGAAUAGACAUGAGAGCUCUCCCUAAACACAUCCUCCAGCAAUUUACCAAUGAAGGGAAAUACAUACAGAUUGGGGGACUGCAUGCUGAUGCACCUGAUGAUCUGGUUCGGGAAGUUGCUUACAGGGUUUUCCUGUACCCAAAUGAAGAUAUGAUGCACACCCUUGAGGAAUUGCUGUCUUGUAGACAUAAACUGGCUCAGCUGGUCGGCUAUGAAUCUUAUGCGCACAGGGCAUUAAAAGGGGCCAUGGCCAAAAGCCCAGACACUGUGAUGAACUUCUUGCAGCUUUUGACAGACAAACUCAAAGACAGGACAGAAAAAGACUUUCAAAUGAUGAGAGAUAUGAAGACCAGAUUCAAUCCCAGGAAUCCAGAUCUUAUGCCAUGGGAUCACCCCUAUCUGAGUGGUGUGGUACGUGCUGAGAGGUUUAACAUUGAGCCAAGCCUAUACAGCCCUUAUUUUUCACUCGGAGCCUGCAUGGAAGGUCUGAACAGUGUUUUUACACAGCUCUUUGGUGUAUCACUUUUGGCUGAACAGCCUUGUGUGGGAGAAGUGUGGAGUGAGGAUGUACGCAAACUGGCAGUGGUACACGAAUCUGAAGGGUUGCUGGGAUACAUUUACUGUGACUUCUUCUAUAGACCAGAAAAACCUCAUCAGGAUUGCCAUUUUACUAUCCGUGGAGGGCGGCAGUUAGAUGAUGGGCAGUACCAGUUACCGGUGGUGGUGCUCAUGCUGAACCUCCCUCACCCUUCCAAGAGUGCACCUACUCUCCUCACACCAGCCAUGAUGGAGAACCUCUUCCAUGAAAUGGGUCACGCCAUGCACUCGAUGCUUGCACGCACAUACUACCAGCAUGUUACUGGAACAAGGUGUGCCACUGAUUUUGCUGAGGUGCCCUCUAUUCUAAUGGAAUACUUUGCCACUGAUUAUCGUGUAAUCAACCAGUUUGCUCGCCACUAUCAGACAGGACAGCCUUUGCCCGAGAGCAUGGUAGCACGACUUUGCGAAUCCAAGAAAGUCUGUGGUGCUGCUGACACUCAACUUCAGGUUUUCUAUGCAGCCCUGGACCAGGUUUAUCACGGCAAACCCCAAAGACUAUCAACAACCGAUAUCCUGAUAGACAUGCAACAGAAAUACUACGGCUUACCUUAUGUUCCCAACACAGCGUGGCAGCUGAGAUUCAGUCACCUCAUUGGCUAUGGGGCCAAGUACUACUCUUACCUGAUGUCUCGAGCUGUAGCCUCCAUGGUGUGGAGACAGUGCUUCCAUAAGGACCCCUUAAACAGGGAAACUGGAGAACGCUACCGGCGAGAGAUGCUGGCUCAUGGGGGAGGGAAGGAGCCCAUGCUGCUGGUGGAAGGUAUGUUGCAGAAAAGACCGUCCAUCGAGGAUUUUGUCGAUGCCCUGGUCUCUGACCUGGACCCAGAUUUUGAGACAUUCUUCAUGGACUCAGAAGGAUAAAGCCCUUAUCUCUCAAAGCCUCCUGUUAAUAAAAAGGAAGGUCCUCGUACUCACCUCAGGCCGUCUCGGGAAGGAGUGAUGCGCUAGGGUCACAUACCUACACACACACACACACACACACAGUGAGGCUGCAGUCCAUUCUGAAGUGAUUUCAAGUUACAGCUUCCACAGUGAGAUCUCUCAGUAGGAUCCUUCUCUGGAAGUGUUGAAGGCCACUAGGAACACUUUAAAAAAAAAAAAAAGCCAAAGCAUUUUACACUGACCGGUAUUAAGCUGACUAAGCAGAGAUGCCAUUUAAUUUACCAUUUACAAUGUUGCAUUUAGCAAUUCAAAAGUUGUUGUUACCUGAGGCAGCAAUAAAAACACAGAACAUAAA
Messenger RNA from Neoarius graeffei (lesser salmon catfish), 2853 nucleotides. RefSeq names its product mitochondrial intermediate peptidase a (gene mipepa). NCBI's taxonomy places the organism in Eukaryota, Metazoa, Chordata, Actinopteri, Siluriformes, Ariidae. Bases 375 to 2477 code for a protein of 700 amino acids. The transcript has 19 exons. Gene Ontology annotation, cellular component: mitochondrion. The record is from RefSeq and is a predicted model, not a curated record. Gene Ontology annotation, molecular function: metalloendopeptidase activity. Gene Ontology annotation, biological process: peptide metabolic process.